Molecule: messenger RNA, 1988 nt
Organism: Triplophysa rosa
Lineage: Eukaryota; Metazoa; Chordata; Actinopteri; Cypriniformes; Nemacheilidae
Gene: car15
Product: carbonic anhydrase 15
Exons: 7
Cellular component (GO): plasma membrane
Molecular function (GO): zinc ion binding; carbonate dehydratase activity
Source: RefSeq, a predicted model, not a curated record
UGUCAAAUUCAUUCUUUCUUUUGCUUUGUUCUGUGGUUCAGUUGUCAGAACUUGAAAGCCGCCUGCUCGUCUCGAGGGAAUUUAGUUAUUUUUGUGUCUUUGACUGAAAAAGACCAUUUUGAUUUAGAUGUUACUUGUUUCUUUUUCCUCCUAAUAGAUUUCUGUUAUGACGAUGAACGGUGUGAUCCAUAUGCGUGGGGAGACAACUACCCCUCCUGCCAUCCGCUGCUGGAGAGUCAUCAUUCUCCAAUCAAUCUCAAUCGUCAGCUGACCAAGAACGGUUCUUUGGACUCGUUGAAUCUUGAAGGUUUCAGUUUGACUCCUAAAGGCCAGUGGAGGCUUGUAAACCAGGGUUACUCGGUUGUGCUGGAGGUUGGUAACGGGAUGCAGGUGAGCGGCGGGGGGCUUCCUGGAAUUUACCGCACCGUCCAGCUACAUUUCCACUGGGGAAGUGUCUUCACCAGUGGAUCGGAACACACACUGGACCACCUGAGGUUCCCCAUGGAGAUGCAUAUAGUCAACAUCAAAUCCACACAUCCGAACUUAACAUCUGCGCUGGAGGACCCAACCGGUCUUGCUGUGCUGGGGGUUUUCAUUGAUGUGACUUCUUUGCACAAUGAAAACUUUCACCCCAUCUCGAGCGCACUUCCUUUUGUUGCCUACAAAGGACAAACCAAACCGAUUCGACCGUUUCCUCUAAUAAAUCUGUUACCUCAGAACAACCUCGCGCAGUAUUACCGAUAUCACGGCAGUCUCACGACGCCGCCCUGUUCUCAGGUGGUUUUGUGGACGGUGUAUGAAGUGCCCAUCGAUAUUUCAUGGGGUCAGUUUGACCGUUUUGUAAGCGGUAUAUAUGCUACACAAGAAGAUGAAAAUGACCAAGUUCUUCUGCACGACAACUACAGACACAUCCACCCGACUUACGGUCGCACCGUGUACGCUUCCAAAGACGCCAGGCUUCUCACCAAUAGUGCUUCCUGUCUUACGUUCUUUCACCUUUUAAAUGUUCUUCAGCUUUUGCCACUUUUAAACCUCUAGUAUUUUGCACAUCACAGAAAGUAUUAGGUGUCUGCUUGGUGUCAAAUGGACAGUUCUUUACACAAUUUCAUAUUUAGCAUUAUUUAGAAAGUGUCAUUGGUCAGAAGCUGUCGAGAAAACACAUUGUGGUCGCUCGCACGCUGGAGCGUACAUCUUCAACAGCUCCUUUGAUAUAUGCUGUGAUUCAUUGACUAUUUUAAGCAGGUAAUGGAUGAGUGAUUUAUCCUCUGAAGGUUUCCCUAUGUGCGUAUUUCCCCUUAUUCAUUACGACUGAACUUGAUCGCCCAAAGCCUUUUGCUGGGGAGAAUUCCCAAGUCUAUAUAUAAAGGCCAGUGUUUAGGGAUUUUGACUGAUACCAUAUAGCAGCAAGAUCUCGUUUCGGGUUCAUUUCGCAGGCUUCAUGUCAAUUAUAAUGAAUUUGUAGACCGCUCGAGAUCUUUUGUUAUUCUAUAUACUUCUAGCCAAAAGGUGAUGUUAUCAUUCUGUGAAAAACACAAACUUACCUCAGAAGGCAAACUAUUUCAUGUGGAUACAGUACAGUGGAGAUGGUAGUUUGACUCGAGUACCAGUGUCAAAUGGUACUGAUGGAAAGUGAAUAAAAAUGAAUUUCCAUUUAUUAGUCUGAUUGUUUGGAUCGCUCACAUGCACACAAGCGUGUUGUUGUAGCGCUCAUACCAUUCACACCCUGUUACUGACGUAUAGGGAGCACUGCAGGGUUCACACAAAGCACCCUUGUUUUGCUCUCUAUUGAGGUUACUGGGGUUGUUAAGUUGAGCAGUGAGGUCAUCCUCCUCUGCUCAUUGACGGUUCAAAAGAACACUCAACGUUUUAAAGUGUUCAUCAGCUCAAUACACCAUCAAUGAAAAAUGACUGUGUUGUGCCAACUUGAGUUUACGAGUAAUAUUUGUGCAAAUUAUAAAUGAUAUCUGCCAAAAUAAAAUGAAUUUGAA